Molecule: messenger RNA, 570 nt
Organism: Miscanthus lutarioriparius
Lineage: Eukaryota; Viridiplantae; Streptophyta; Magnoliopsida; Poales; Poaceae
Source: the annotation of a GenBank genome assembly
AUGGCCAGGGCUUUUUCUUUUUCUUUGUGCUGCGAGUGUUUGUUUUGGAUAUCACUAUUGAUCUAUGCAAAAGGAACAAAAAAGGAAGCAUAUCUAGAAUCUAACAAAAGAGUUCUUACGAUAGUUGAUGCUCUUGAGAAAUUAGAGCUUAGUCCCAAGCAUCGUGGUUCACAGGUUCUUGAAAUUCAAAAUUUCAACCCUACUUCUCUAGAUGAUGUUGCACGUGUUCAUUCAAGAUCUUACAUCACUGGACUCAAAAAGGCUAUGGGUAGAGCUUCAGAUGAAGGUCUGAUAUUUAUUGAAGGGACUGGACCAACAUACGCUACAGAGACUGUAAUGCUUUAUCUUGGAAGCUACCCUGGUACUGGUAAGAUUAAUGAAUUCGGACAGGGUGAUGGUGAAGGCAUGACACUCAACCUUCCUUUGCCCGGUGGCGCAGGUGACUACGCCAUGAGGUGUGCAUUUGAUGAGGUCAUUGCUCCAUCGUCUCAUCGAAAUAAGUCGGGUGAGAUCCUCCUAUCCAUCCUUAAAAUCAAGGCUCUUCAGUUCAUGAACAUCCUGAGAAAAUAA